GCGUUUCAGUCGCGUCUCCUUUUCAUUUUCAUCCCUGUUUACGUUCGCGCACACACGUACGUACGUCGCACACAACACAUGUACACCACAAGCUACAGUGGUUCUCGCUUCUCUCUUUUUUUCGCGGACACAAUCGCCAUCGUCGCGCCGCGCACUUCAGCCUCCAUGUUUUCUUACGACAACAGCACACAAUAGGUUUCAGGGUCUUCGGAGUUCGCCGUCGCCCUAAAACUUUCGACUCUCGCGUGGUUAUUCAUCGAAAAGUCGAAUAAAAAACACGUGAACAGUGAAGCCAACGCAUUUUCGUAGGCGUGUUAGAGCGUUGGAAACGAGUGUCGACUUUACGCUUGGGUUGUAGGUGUUGCGUUGAGUUUGAGUGUGUGUACUCGAGAGAAUGUCGCCGACUCCUGGUGUUGGCUUGCAGUGAUAUGCACCAAGGAAUAGUCAAGAAGACGUGUAUCGUCGCCCGGUAGCACGAAUUUUUUCUUUUAAGAAGCGAGAGGAGGUAAGUGAGAUAGCGCGCAAGCAAGCAGCAGUGGUGGCGGCGGCUUUUCUUUGAUGUCCUCAGUAAAGAUGACGGGUCUUCAUUGCUUAUUCGUCUUUACCCUGGUGCUCGGCUGUGCCAGUGCAUCGCAUAUGAAAGAAAAGGAUCCGCUCGCGCCUCACGGCAAAUGCGAGCCCAUAACCAUCAAUCUCUGUAUGGACAUGCCUUACAAUGAGACCAUAAUGCCUAAUCUCUUGAAUCAUCAGAAGCAAGAAGAUGCUGGACCCGAGGUGCAUCAGUUUUCACCUCUUGUCAAGCUCAAAUGUAGUCCAGAUCUCAAGUUUUUCCUUUGUGCUAUGUAUGCACCAGUGUGUACGAUCCUUGAUAAAGCUCUGCCACCCUGUAGAUCUCUGUGUGAAAGUGCUAGGAUGGGCUGUGAAAGACUCAUGAAUAACUUUGGCUUCUAUUGGCCAGAGAGUAUGGAUUGUUCCAAAUUUCCAGAAUUUGAUGGAAAAGUGUUGUGUGUUGGUAAGAACGAAACAAGUAGAACUGAUCCACCUGUGAUUGAUGAAGAUGUCAGACUGCCUGCGGUGGAAUUCAUUCCUGGACGCAAUAUGCCAAAACCCUAUGUUAAUAAUAAUUUAAGGUUGGCUCGAGAUUAUGGAUUCGUUUGUCCACUGCAGUUUAAAGUUCUAUCAACAUACCAAUACUCGCUUAAAGUUGGAAAUAACACUGAGCCUAAUUGUGGUGCUCCAUGUGAUAAUAUGUUUUUCUCUGAGAGAGAACGCAAGUUCGCUAGAGUUUGGAUUGGUACUUGGGCUGUUUUAUGUGCUGUUUCGUGUUUCUUUACUUUUUUGACUUUCCUCAUUGACACAGACAGAUUUAGAUACCCAGAGAGACCUAUAAUAUUUUUAUCAGUAUGCUAUCUGAUGGUGGCAUUAACAUACGUCAUUGGAUGGGCUGCUGGCAAUUCGAUAUCAUGUCAGGCUCCAUUCGACCCACCAAUGGGUGGAAUGAAUAUUCAAAUGGCCUCUGUCAUAACUCAGGGCACCAAGCAUGAAAUGUGCACAAUGCUCUUCAUGGUUCUUUACUUCUUUGGAAUGGCUUCCAGUAUUUGGUGGGUUAUUUUGACUUUAACAUGGUACUUGGCUGCUGGAUUAAAAUGGGGUCACGAAGCCAUUGAGGCUAAUUCCCAGUAUUUCCAUUUGGCUGCUUGGGCUGCUCCAGCUAUCAAGACUGUCACUAUUCUUGCUAUGGGGAAAGUUGAAGGUGAUGUAUUAUCUGGAGUGUGUUACACUGGUCUAUGGAACGUGGAAGCUCUUAGAGGUUUUGUUCUUGCGCCACUUUGUGUCUACCUUAUACUGGGUACUAUAUUCCUUUUUGCUGGUUUUGUAUCUCUCUUCCGUAUUCGCACAGUAAUGAAACACGAUGGAACAAAAACUGAUAAGUUGGAGAAACUCAUGAUUCGCAUAGGAAUCUUCUCAGUCCUGUACACAGUUCCAGCUCUCAUCGUUCUUGCUUGUCUUUUCUAUGAAUCGGUAUACUUUGACAAUUGGAUGCUUACCUGGAACAUGGAGAUGUGCUCGCGUCCUGGACACCAGACUAUCUACUCGAUUCCAUGUCCUGCAGGUGAAAGAGCUAAGAAUUUGGGUAGAAAACCAGAUUUUGAGAUAUUCAUGAUCAAGUAUUUGAUGACAAUGAUUGUUGGCAUUACGAGCAGUUUCUGGGUUUGGUCGAGCAAAACUGUUACCAGCUGGAGACAGUUUUUUCAUCAUAUUCAGGGGAGACGUACAAACGCGUACGUAUAGGAAUAUUGGAUGAGAAUGAGGUUUGAUGCUAACGUUGAUACUCUGGGAAAUUCAAUUUAAUUGUUAAUCAUCCAUCCGUUUGCCUUGUCAUUAAAGUUUAUGUUUUAUUGACUCCAAAGUAUUAUUACAUUACAUCUAAAUAGAAUUGGAGACUUUUGUUUUUUAAUAUUACUUUUGAAUUGAUAUAAUAAUAGAUUCACGGCAUUUAUAUAAAACAAAAUAACAGAACAAUUAAAGUAUACAUAAAUCAUAAUCCACAUAUUUAAAUAACUUCAUUAAUACAAUGGUUAAAAGUUAAAAUACAGAUUAGUUUUUACUAAGUUUUGAUGGUUAAACAAAUAGUUGAGCAAUCUACUCAUCAAUUGUCGGUCCUUGAUAUAAGUAAGUUGGAAAAAUCUGAUUUAACAACAAACACGUUGUUAUUAAUAUCAGUGUGCUACUGAUAAAGCAAUUUAUAAGCAUUUCCAUGAACAAAUUCAAUAUUUAUAAUGUUUUAGUAAGUAAAUAAGCAGAUGAUCCUUUAUGGACUGUUGAUACGGCAUUAAGUUUUUCGUGAAGCAAACGGAUGUGAUAAAUUCAGUUGAUUUAGAAAUUAAGUUUUAUGAUGAAAAUACUUUUGUUGAUUUUUCAUUCAAAUUGAUUUUCAGUGAAAAUCAAAGAAUAAGAUAACUAAAGUUACUCUCAACACGUCCAAGUUCUUUGAAGUAUAUUUGAAUUAUGGAUGCGCCUUGAUUUUCGUGUUCCUACAAAGUUGGUAUAUUAAUUAACAGAUCUGACAACAAGUUUACGUCCAAUAACUUAGGUUUCGUUAUAAUUUUAUUCGUGAUUUAUGAAAUUUUGUGCCAAUUAGUUUGUUUGAAUUGUAAAUUUUUAUGCAGAAUGUAAAUUGGACUUAUAAUGUAUAUUAUAUUUUACAUUAUGUACUGUAUUUGAAAUUUGUUAUGAUGUGUGUGUGAAGCUUAAAGUGUAUAAUGAUCUUAGAUGACUUCCUAUUAAAAGCUAUUUUUUACAUUUAUCAAACUUGAUGUGCCUGUAAAAUUUAAGGUAAAAAAACACUCAAUUUCAAAAAUCUUCCAUUUUGUGACAAAUUAAUGCCCAAUUUUGACUUGUAAUCUUAUUGAAUGUACUAAACUUUGAGCCAAACAAAUUCAAUUUGAUAAGAAGUCUCCUAUUUUGCAAAUGGUAUAUACUUCAUUCAGUGAAGUACUUAAUAAUCAAACUAACUAUAACAAUAAUUAGAUCUUAUGACUAUUUAGUUAUUUUUGUAAGCACUUACUAAUAAUUAUGAAACAUUUGCGUAUAGAUUAUAUAUUUAUGAUCAAAUGUAAUUUUUAAUAUCAAAAACUCUUUUAUAUAAUAUGACAAACAGCAACGCAAAAAAUUAAAAAUUCUAAUUUACAGUUACAUCAUGAAACUUGUAAUCAUGAAUCCAAUCUAAUCAACAAACUAAUUAUAAGUUUUAUAACAUUUUUUAAAACGUCAGUUUUUACUUGAAACUUGGUAAUACUAAAGUCAAUUGUUUACUCUUUUUUAAGUAACAGAAAAGUAAAUAAAAAUAUUAUUUUUUCUUGUGGAGAAAUACUAACAGACUGCAUGUACAUAAUAAAGCUUUUAACCCUAUAAGAUUCUAAUACUCUUCACUUAUGUACAUAUGAAAACUUUGCAGUUUUCAAUAUUUUUAAUAUUUCAUUAUAAGUUAUAAAAUUGUUAAGUCUGUUGAUAUGACAGUAAUUUUAAAGUAUUUUUUAUUUUAAUUGCCAAUUCUAUAUUUAACUUUUUAAAAUAACAGACUGAGUUUUCUUUUCUAUCACAAAAAAAUUGCAGCUUAGAUGUAUCAAAUUUCAAGCAACAAAAUCACCACUUGUUUUAAAAUAAUUUGUAGACGUAUAGUAAUGCAAAAAAAUACACACAUACGCGCGCGCGUGUAUAUAUAUGAGCAAAUCUCCAAACCUUUUGAAAUUUGUUAUUAAAAAAAAACAUUUCUAAGCACAGCUUUGAAAAUUUUUUUUCUCUCAUAGUUGGCUUUAAAUAGCAUUAGAUAAUAUGAGCUAUUAUAUAAUGAUUUUUUCAAGACCUUUUCUUAUAAAACGGCAUAAUUAAUCUAAACUUAAAAGUUUUCAAAUAAAAUCAUCUUUAACCUUUUAAGGACGGGACUGGUCGAUAUAUCGACCACCAAUUUUGUCAGGCACUCCACGUGACAUAUUCUUUCAUUUUAUGCACAAAUAUUGUGCAAAAAAAAAAGUCAAAUUUUAACGUAAAAAUCCCCGUCCUUAAAAGGUUAAUAGGUUACAAUUGUCCAGUAUUGAAAUGAAAAUGUAUCAAAUCAUUUUUAGUAACAAUUGAACUUUAUUUUUAAAAUUUUGUAAAUAAUAAUAUAACAAAUUAUUAGUAAAAAUACAGUAGUUACAAAUAAUAUAAUAGAAAAGUGAAUAUUUUCAAUUAAAUACAUUUUUUGAUAGCUGUUUUCUUUGAACUAGAUUCCAUUUAGUUGGUUUGAGAGGAAAAAGAUUACAUGAUCAAUAUUUUCUUUUUCUCUUCUUCACUGAUGAUAUCGAUUAUAAAGUUAAAUUGUGAAAAAUAAAAUUUUCAUGGCACUGAAUUUGCCGCGCGACAUUUUUGAUGUUUAUUUACAUAUUUCAGUACACCCACAAUUUACUCUAUCUGUUUUGAAAAAGAAAUAAGAGAUGUGCAUCAGUGUGAACAUACGGAAAUUUAUUCGUUGUAUUAAUAUUAGAUUAUUAUAAUUUUUCUAAUUGUGUUCAACCAAUCGACACCAUGAAUAUGCAUCUUAAGCACCAUUCAAAACGUGAAUAAAUAACAAAUGUAAAUUGGGUUAUACAUUAAUCAAAAAGGUAUUUUUGUUGUGUCAAUGAAAUAGUACAUUAAGAUACAAGUGCGGGAAAAUAGAUUCUUGUCUUGUGUGGCGUUUACACACGAGCGAAGCGAAGGUGGAAAGGUACACGAGACGAGAAACUCUUUCCCGAACAUGUGCCGUACCGUAUUUUUUGAUACGACGUGUGGAAAAUGCGAUUUUCAAUGCACGUUUUUUGCCGAGCGUGCGGGAAAAACGCACUUUCCGCACGGAGUGUCGAAAAACACCUCUUUUUAACAUGAGGGGGGUCACUAACUAUGCUGAAUAUAAAAGUUUGUAUGUCAGAGUAUUUACAAGGCACAGAAAUAAAAUAAAAUGUGUUGUAUUGAUAAUUUGGAGUAGUAUUUUUUAUAAAGUGAGUAACACAUCUAUUUGUAUUUUUUAUUUUUUGCGUGAUAGCAUAUUCAUGAAAAUUGUUUAUUUCAAUAAUAUGUUAAAAGGUAUCUACAAAAAGCUUUUGGAAUAACUUGUCCAAGACUUUUAACAUGCAAAGAAACAAAUUGUUAUAGCAAGUUACAACAUAAAUUCUUGAAAAAAUCAUACAUUUGCGAUUUAUAGCCUUAUAACUAUAAUCGAUUGCUCAAAAUAAACUAGUGGAGAUUUUUGGUCAUCAUUUUUCUCAUGAAAAACCGAUUUUUGAUAUCGAUUCGUCGUUAUUAUAGAACGAUUAUCAUAGAGUAACUAGAAUUUUUUAAAUUUUAGGGAUUUGCUCACACACACACACACACGCGCACACACACACACACACUGCAUCACAGAUCAAAUUAUUGAUCACAUUGCUUUUCGUGUUCGAUAAUUGAGUGACAGCUGUCGAUUGUUUCUAAGAAAGAACGUUUUUUUCCGUACAGAGAGAAAAAAUUAUAAAAAAAAAAUUCGUCCAUUGAAACUUAACGAGCUUUUGUAAAUGUCUUUAAGUCUGCUAUGUUGCGACGAGAGGAAGAAUAAAUAUUAAAAUAAAAGCAUCCUCGAGAAUUAUAUUAUGAAUAUAUGGAUAAACAAAUGAUUGUGUGCGAGUGUUCGUGUUAAAAAGCACACGCUAUGACCGAUGUAUGUAUAAUGUCGUAUAUUAAGUUAUGACUGGCAUUUUACAAUUUUACAUUUAUAUAUUCUUUGUAUGGCCUAUGAAAUACAAAUGAGCUAAUGCGUGAAUGUUCACAUAUAUAUAUUGUAUGAGACAGAUGAAAAAUUAGACUUUAGACGAUUGUGUCUUCUGUAAUUUUAAUAAAAAUUUAAUUGCAAAUAAUACAAAUUAUAUAAAAGAUUGACUGUAAUGAAUAUUGAAAAAAAAUUAUUUUUUUCGAUAAGUUCUCCAAAUAAUGUGAAGCGAUUUGUAGAAAUUAUAAAUAUUGAUGAUUAUUGCUGAAUGUAAAUUUAUAAGACUCAAA
Phymastichus coffea is the source of this 6549-nucleotide messenger RNA. RefSeq names its product frizzled-7-B (gene fz). Gene Ontology annotation, cellular component: plasma membrane. Gene Ontology annotation, molecular function: Wnt-protein binding; Wnt receptor activity. NCBI's taxonomy places the organism in Eukaryota, Metazoa, Arthropoda, Insecta, Hymenoptera, Eulophidae. The record is from RefSeq and is a predicted model, not a curated record. Bases 559 to 2292 code for a protein of 577 amino acids. The transcript has 3 exons. Gene Ontology annotation, biological process: non-canonical Wnt signaling pathway; canonical Wnt signaling pathway.